This is a messenger RNA of Cylicocyclus nassatus, 579 nucleotides long. The record is from the annotation of a GenBank genome assembly. NCBI's taxonomy places the organism in Eukaryota, Metazoa, Nematoda, Chromadorea, Rhabditida, Strongylidae.
AUGCAUGUUGUUAGGCUGAUCUCUCCAGUUUAUGUGCUGCUGUUUAUAACAGAGUUCUGUCAAUUUGCAGCCAUAGUAUAUGCGUCAUUAGUGCGCUUCAUGCUUGGUGCAUUCGUACUCAGGUUAUUUUCACAUACUUACAACCUUUCAGUGGCUCUGAGCGUGUUCCUCACGCCAACUCUGCUCAUUCUCCAUCAUCCGAAUUUGGCUGCUAAAUUCAUCAAGAAGAAGGCCAGAACGAUGCAUGUCUCUCCAAUGGACGCCAGUGCCACAACGGCCACCUAUUUCGGCGAACUCAAGAAGAUGUGGAGGUGACUUGUUCCAUCUCGAACCCCAGCAGGCACCAUGACAAAUCGAUUUGGAAUGAUAUGUGUACAUAUGAUUCAAAUGUGCAUCAUCUCUCAUUCGAUCUGUCAAAGAAAUUUUCAUGAGAUGAGAUUUCAGAAUUUCCACAUUUGUUGAAGAAGAUAUAUAUGUCGUGACCUCUUUGUGAACAUAGCAUGAAUCAUAUCAUGACAAAUCAGCACACCUUUGUUCAGCCGCUGUUGAACUAAAGAGCUUUUGCAUUGUUUCCGUGUC